AUGAAAUCUGAGCUUAUCUUCAUACCGUAUCCAGGAAUCGGUCAUCUCCGAUCAACAGUCGAGAUGGCAAAGCUACUAGUCAACCAAGAAAACCAGCUCUCCAUCUCCGUACUCAUCAUCCCUUUCAUUACCGAAGGUGAAGCCGGUGCUUCUGCUUACGUAGCAGCUCUCGCAGCCUCCUCCAACAACCGCCUCCGCUACGAAAUAAUCACCGGAGGAGAUCAACCAACCGCAGAGACGACGAGGCUUGACAUCCACGUCGAGAAUCAUAAGCCACAGAUUAGACUCGCCGUUGCAAAUCUCGUCGACGGUUACUUGACGCAGCCAAACUCGCCGAGGCUCGCCGGGUUCGUCGUCGACAUGUUCUGCACCUCGACAAUAGAGGUUGCGGAUGAGUUCGGCGUUCCGACUUAUCUGUUUUACACCUCAAACGCCGGGAUUCUCGCACUCGGGUUUCACAUUCAGAUGUUGUACGACGAGAAUCAAUACGACGUCAAUGAAAGUGAUUUCCAAGACUCGGACGCUGAGUUGAUCGUUCCGAGUUUGACUCGUCCUUAUCCCGUGAAAUGUCUUCCCAUGGGUUUCGCAUCGAAAGUGUGGCUCCCGGUCUAUGUACAUCUCACAAGAAAAUACAGAGAGAUGAAGGGUAUUUUGAUAAAUACCGUUACUGAGCUUGAACCUAGUGCGUUGAAGUGUCUAUCGAGUGGUGAUACUCCUCCGGUUUAUCCAGUGGGACCACUGCUGCAUCUAGAGAAACAAGUGGACGAGAAACAACCGGAGAUUUUACGGUGGCUGGACGAGCAACCGGCUAGAUCGGUAGUGUUCCUCUGUUUCGGGAGCAUGGGAGGAUUCGGUGUGGAACAAGUGCGAGAAAUCGCCGUCGCGCUAGAGCGAAGCGGCCACUGUUUCUUGUGGUCUCUCCGUCGUGCGUCUGAAGAUAUAAUGAAGGAAUUUCCCGGAGAAUUCACGAACCUGGAGGAGAUUCUCCCGGAAGGAUUCCUUGUUCGAACGGAGGAGAAGGGAAAGGUACUCGGAUGGGCCCUACAGGUGGCUGUUCUUGAGAAUCCGGCGAUCGGAGGUUUUGUGACUCACUGCGGGUGGAACUCGACGCUAGAGAGUCUCUGGUUCGGUGUUCCGACGUUGGCGUGGCCGUUGUAUGCAGAGCAGAAAUUCAACGCCUUCGAAAUGGUGGAGGAGCUCGGAUUAGCGGUGGAGAUUAAAAGGUAUUGGAGAGGCGAUCAUUUGGCGGGAGCGGCGAAGGAGUUGGUGACGGCAGAGGAGAUUGAGAGAGGGAUCAUGUCUCUGAUGGUGCAGGAUAGUGACGUGAGGAAGAGAGUGACGGAGAUGAGCGAAAAAUGUCGUGUGGCCUUAAUGGAUGGUGGAUACUCGCGGAUUGCUUUGCAAAAGUUUAUUGAAGACGUAAAGAAGAAUAUGGCUUCGCCCGAUAAGGAAAUAUAA
Messenger RNA from Thlaspi arvense, 1458 nucleotides. Lineage: Eukaryota; Viridiplantae; Streptophyta; Magnoliopsida; Brassicales; Brassicaceae. The record is from the annotation of a GenBank genome assembly.